This is a messenger RNA of Nicotiana tabacum (common tobacco), 1998 nucleotides long. NCBI's taxonomy places the organism in Eukaryota, Viridiplantae, Streptophyta, Magnoliopsida, Solanales, Solanaceae. The record is from RefSeq and is a predicted model, not a curated record.
AUGCGUAGGGUCAGAAGCCAGGACAGACUCAACGGCUUUGACCCCGAACCUGAGAAAACAUUUCACAGGAGGUUGAGGGAAGCAAGGGAUACAAACAAUAUUCAAGCACUCAUUCAAUUUCCUGUGAACAUGGCAGAGGAGCAACAUAUGGCUGUUCAGGAUGUAGCAAUGCCCAGGAUUGCUGAUGUUACCUCCAGCAUAGUGAAGCCCAGAAUCACCGGGCACUUUGAGCUUAAACAGAGCAUGAUCCAGCUACUUCAUGCAAACGGGCAGUUUAUGGGUCUUCCACACGAGGAUCCACAACAGCAUAUUCUGAAGUUCUUAGAGAUUAGUGAUACUUAUAUCACUAACGGGAUCACUCCAGAUUAUGUAGAACCAGCUAAUUCCAUUACAUCAUGGAAUUAUUUGGCAAGAAAAUUUCUAGCAAGGUUUUUCCCUUCAGGCAAAACUGUAAAAAUUAGAAGUGAGAUAGUCGCCUUCAAACAGAAAGUAGGAGAAUCUUUAUAUUCGGCUUGGGAAAGGUUCAAGGGGCUACUCAGAGACUGUCCUCAUCACAAUCAGACGAAUGGAGUGUUAGUUCACGCUUUCAUAGAAGGGCUCCAUCCCCAAACAAAAAUUGUAGUAGAUGCUACAGCUGGAGGUCAAGUAUUGGAGAAAAGUUUUGAUGAAAUUUAUGCAUUAUUGAACAAAUUCUCCAAAAGCAAUCCGGAUUGGCAAGGAGAGAUGGGUAGGAACAUGGUACAAAAAUCACCAGGGGUUCUUGAAUUAGAUGUUGUUUCAGCAUUAUCAGCACAAGUCUUCACGCUGACCAACCAAGUCAAUCAAAUGACCAUGAUCAUUAACAAGCAACAAGCCCAGCCAGUGCAACAAGUUCAAAUAUUUUGUGAGGUAUGUAGAGAGGGUCACAUGAGCAAUCUAUGCCCAGCAAAUCCAGAGUCUGUAUAUUUUGUGGGUAAUGCAAAUCGAGGCCAAACAAAUCAGUAUGGGGACACUUACAACCCCAAUUGGAGGAUUCACCCAAACUUCUCCUGGGGUGGAAAUCAAGGCAAUCAGAAUCAAUACCGGCCUCAAGCACCUCAACAACAAUCCAGACCACCUCAGGCUGAACAACAAGCUAGCCUUGAGGAGAUGAUGAAGAAAUUGAUGGCCGACCAGCAAGCCCUCAAUCAGAAAUUAAUAGCAGAUCAACAAACUUUCAAUCAAAAAUUAAUAGCAGAUCAACAAACUUUCAAUCAGAAAAUAAUGGCUGAUCAACCAAUAGGGGCUCUUCCUAGUGAUACGGAGCCCAAUCCUAAAGAUCAAGUCAAUGCGGUUACCUUGCGAAAUGGAAGAGCAUUAGAAGAGGUUCCAAAGAAAAAGAAGAAUACAACUCAUCUUGAAGGAGAAUUAGUUCCCAAGCCAGUUGAGGGGAAUGAGAAAGAUGAUAAAGGAUCCGAUCCAGAAGUGCCUAAGUAUGCAAGGACUUUCACAAUUCCUUUGUCUCUUGGAAAACAAGAAGUUGGUAGAGCCCUGUGUGAUUUAGGGGCUAGUAUAAAUUUGAUGCCAUCCUCUUUGUUCAAGCAACUCGGAUUGGGGGUGCUUAGACCUACUACAAUCACUUUACAGUUAGCAGAUAGGUCACUAGUCAUGCUAGAAGGAAUUAUUGAGGAUGUGUUAGUUCGAGUGGGAAAGUUUAUUCUUCCUGCUGAUUUUAUUGUUCUUGAUUACGAGGCAGAUGAGGAAGUGCCCAUUAUUUUGGGGCGACCAUUCUUAGCUACUGGUGGGGCAAUUAUUGAUGUGAGGGCAGGGAAGUUAAAAAUGAGAGUUGACGAUGAGGAGAGUCAGCAUGUGAAUUAUAGUGAUCCAGAUGGGACAACUGAGUUAGAGGAGGUGGUGUUUCCAGCUGAAUGUGUAAAGAUGAUUGAGAAAAGAGCCAGAGAUGAAAGAGGAGACCUUUCGAGAGCGUGCAAAAAGGCUAGACUUCAUGGGAGAAAGAAGAAGAGAAAGCGUCCAGCCUGA